This is a messenger RNA of Saccoglossus kowalevskii, 1178 nucleotides long. Its product is annotated as vegetative cell wall protein gp1-like. The record is from RefSeq and is a predicted model, not a curated record. NCBI's taxonomy places the organism in Eukaryota, Metazoa, Hemichordata, Enteropneusta, Harrimaniidae.
CAGAGCCCUCUCCUUGGCACCUCAGCAACGAUUCAGCAGAGUCUUCUCCUGGGAUAGAACUCAGCAACGACCCAGCAGAGCCUUCUCCUGGGAUAGAACUCAGCAACGACCCAGCAGAGCUUUCUCCUGAGGUAGAACUCAGCUACGACCCAGCAGAGCCUUCUCCUGGGGUAGAACUCAGCUACGACCCAGCAGAGCCUUCUCCUGGGGUAGAACUCAGCAACGACCCGGCAGAGCCUUCUCCUGAGGUAGAACUCAGCUACGACCCAGCAGAGCCUUCUCUUGGGGUAGAACUCAGCUACGACCCAGCGGAGUCCUCUCCUGGGCACAAUCUUUGUACUAUAAUUGGAUUAUUUGAGUUUCAUUUGACAAACAACGACCCGGCAGAGCCUUUUCCUGAGGUAGAACUCAGCUACGACCCAGCAGAGCCUUCUCCUGGGGUAGAACUCAGCUACGACCCAGCAGAGUCUUCUCCUGAGGUAGAACUCAGCUACGACCCAGCAGAGCCUUCUCUUGGGGUAGAACUCAGCUACGCCCCAGCGGAGUCCUCUUCUGGACACAAUCUUUGUACUAUAAUUGGAUUAUUUGAGUUUCAUUUGACAAACUACGACCCAGCAGAGCCUUCUCCCUGGGUAGAACUCAGCUACGACCCAGCAGAGCCUUCUCCUGGGGUAGAACUCAGCAACGACCCAGCAGAGCCUUCUCCUGGGAUAGAACUCAGCAACGACCCAGCAGAGCCUUCUCCUGGGAUAGAACUCAGCAACGACCCAGCAGAGCUUUCUCCUGGGAUAGAACUCAGCUACGACCCAGCAGAGCCUUCUCCCUGGGUAGAACUCAGCUACGACCCAGCAGAGCCUUUUCCUGAGGUAGAACUCAGCUAUGACCCAGCAGAGCCUUCUCCUGGGGUAGAACUCAGCUACGACCCAGCACAGCCUUCUCCUGGGAUAGAACUCAGCAACGACCUGGCAGAGCCUUUUCCUGAGGUAGAACUCAGCUACGACCCAGCAGAGCCUUCUCCUGGGGUAGAACUCAGCAAUGACCCGGCAGAGCCUUUUCCUGAGGUAGAACUCAGCUACGACCCAGCAGAGCCUUCUCCCUGGGUAGAACUCAGCUACGACCCGGCAGAGACUUUUCCUGAGGUAGAACUCAGCUACGACCCAGCAGAGCCUUCUCCUGGG